AUUAAAUUUUUUAUUAUUCGUAUGAUGGCAAUUAUGUCACAUUAAAAGGGUAAAUCUUUACCAACCUAAACUAACAAAUAUGGUUCCUACCAUGAAUAACAUGACUUGAUAAAAAUGAGUAAGAAUAAAGACAUUUCAUCUAAUUUAAUACAGUGAUAUUGCAAUAGUAUUGUGUGAACUUUAACAAAGAGUAGACCUGCGAAAUAGAUCAUCAAUAAUUUUCAAUUUGAAUUAAAAAGAAAUUCAUCCCAAAUAUGGAGGUUGACAACGAUCAAGAUUUGAAAGAUUCAAAUAUGAAUAAAAAUUGUAAUUCAAAUAAAAAUAAGAAAUAUCAAAUGGAAUAUGUUUAUAAUAAAUUACUACCUUAUUAUAAAGAAUUAGAAAAUGAAUCUGAAACGAUGUUGGCUGAUAUUAAAGGAAAUUUAGGACGAGCUGUUAUGUACCGUGAAAUAGAACCUGGAUGUUUAUUAUGGACGAAGAGAUUAAAUAAAUAUAUAAAGUUAUAUAGCUUCAAGUUCAGCAAAGAAGAUCAUAUAUAUUUUGUUAAAUUAUAUUACGAAUUAAUUACUAUACCAGAUAUCGAUCCGUAUCAAAUCAAAGAAUUUGCAAAUAUUUUAAUUCUAUUAUUAAAAAAGAUAAGAUUACUUUCUCCGGAUGAUUUGACACUUCCAUGGAGACCAUUAUACGAAUUAAAUAAAAAAGUAUUAUGCAGAGCAACGACAGCUUUAGGAAUGUACCAUUUUCAUCCACUUUUACCACGCUCGUUAUCUUCCUUGAUACGUUUAUGCAGAAUUUAUUUUCCAUUAAAUGCAACACAAGAAAUCUUAGAUGAAUUCAGGCCAAUGAUAUGUCCAUUCAAUGAUAACUUUAUGAAUAUCUUUAAAAAAAUUGAAUAUUUUUUACCAUUGAAUUUACCUCCGCAACAUCAUUCUCUUGGACAUCAAUUAUGGUUCCAUGAAUUUAUGAAUUUAUGGAACGUAUGUCGUAAUGGAGCUUCAUGGGAACCUGAAAUGAUGUGGUUAAUGGCUACAUUAGCAUCUCAAAAUAUUGGAUAUAUCGAUUGGGAACCAUACAUACCUCUCAUGUUUGCUAGAUUUGUACGCUGUUUCAAUUUACCAGUAUCGUAUAAACAAACGCAAGACAUGAAAACUCAUAAAAUGGAUACUUUAUCUAUAGCUAUAUGGAUAGUAUCCGUUUUGGGUAAUAAAUCUAGUGCACAAAUAUAUCUUGAAAAAUUUUUAAAAAGUAUAGAAACAUAUUUUCAACCUGCCAAUGUUGGUAAAUGGUCUGGAAAAUUGAGGGAAUUUCUUAUGAAAUUACCAUAUCGUUUUAUUUUACGUAUACACAAAGAGAGAUAUGCAAAACGAACAUGGGAAACACCAAUUCCUGACGAGUACAAAUUAACCGAUGAAGAUAUAGAUACUUUUGUUAAAAGCAUGAUGCCUUUAGCUAUGACAGCAAUGUUCACCAGAUUAAAUGCUUCAGAUCCUUGUUUAGCUUUACAGUAUCUUGCUAAUAUGAGACCUAAUUUAGUAAUACCACAGGUUGUUGAUAGAAUGUAUUCUACAUUAGAUUCUUUAACAGAACCUCAUAAACUCACUGCAGCUAUGGUUGGUAUGAUAUCCGUAGCUAAGCCUAUGGUACAAGGAUCUAGAAAUAUAAAUAAAGGAUACACAUAUGCGGAAGGUCCAAUGCACGUUGUACCCAUUUUAUUUUCACUUCUACCUGGUAUUGAUCCAAAUGAUAUUGGCAAAUGUGUCGUUACAUUACGUUUAAUUUUCAUUUACGCACUUUUAAUACCUUUCGUCGAUUCGUCAAAAUCAUCAGCAAUAGCUGACGAAGAGGAAAAAAUGAUAUGCGAAAUGACAUCGCGCUUUGAAGAUUUUAUCUUACAAUUUUUAGAUAGAAUAUUUACAUUCAUUGACACAAGCUCGUUAGAUUUUAUAAGACCGGAAAAUAAUCAAGGCAGCGGUAAAAGUAAAUUAGAAAUAUUGGCUGAAGAAGUAUUGGAAACUGUAUUUUCAACGUUAUUACAUAAAACGAGUGAUACGAUAUUUCUCAGUGCUUUACACAAAUUACGCGUAUUCGUUAGCGAACGUAUUUUAGAGACAAAGGUUGCUGGCGAAUUGGUAGCGGUUAUUUGUCAAGUUUUUGCUAAUAUUAAUGGUCAUGAGACAUUACGAGCAUUGGUACCAUUUUUAUCCGAAACAAUAUUAGAUGUAAUUGGUGAAAAUGAUGAUAUAUUAAAGGAAGAAAAUUUGGAUAAUCGUUUGUUAUACGCAAUGCUUUUGUUAUCCGCCAUAACUGAAACCGCUGGUAAUUAUUUAUUACCACAUAUGAAUACAUUCGUUGAAAUUCUCGACAAAGUAUUAUUAUUAGAAUCGAAAGAAGGAGUUAAUUAUGCUUGUCGAUUACUCAAAAGUUUACUUGCCUCGUUGAGCACAUUGGACAUUGAUAAAUUUAAAACACACGGAAGGGAUUUCAAUGAUCCGGAAUAUCCUUAUACCAGACAUUGGGGAGAAGAAAUUGAUAUUGAUUCUAUUCAAAUUAAUUGGUACAUUCCUGGUAAAGAUGAAUUUCAAAUGGUUCAAAAAUUAUUCUUCAGAUAUUUGCCUAAACAAUUAGAAUUAUUGCAAAAUUAUUGUCAAGAUUGGAAUUGUUUGUCCAGAGAGAAGCUCCUGGCCGUACUGAGAAUUGUAAACUGUAUUGUUAAAGGGUGCGAAGAUUUUUUACCAUUUUGGGAAGAACCACCGCUUACUUGUAUCGAAUCAUCGUUAGAAUGGGCACCGUUUAAUCCAACUUCCGGUGACAAUUAUGAAAUAGUUAUGCCCGAUGGAAGUAACGUGAAAAAAUACUUAAUUAAUAUAUUGAGUAAUCUGCAAAACGUGUUAUUAAAAAAUGUCGAAGAUGAAACGAGAUGUUUGUUAAAUUUGGUCUUAUUAUGGGAGUUCUUGUUGUUAGGCGAUAGACGUAUGCAAGAUUUUUACGAGGAUAGACAAAAAAAAAUGAAAAGAACUCAAAAUUUGUUGAAUGACAGAUUGGUGAAAAGUAAAAAACGCGUGGAACAUAUUUUAAUGGAACAAGCUUUUAUUCAUCAUGAGACGAGACUUCAAUUGAAAUCGCACAAGUUCACGGAAACGCAUAAAAAUAUAAUGUUAGAACUUGUUGCAUUGGCUACCAGCAGAUAUGCCAAUGUAAGAAACAAAGCACAAUUUGUACUUACUUCCGGUAUAUUAACAUAUCCAUUUUCGUAUACGUUCAUCGUUCCACAUUUAAUAGACGUUCUGGAAAAAGAUAGUGAAAUACAUCACGAUGCUUUCAAGGGAGUGUUGUAUAUUUUACAUCGUCCUUUAAACGAUCCUAUUAUAACACAACGUAAUUGGCAUAUGUUGCGAUCGUUAUUACCAAAAUUAAUUCUAUCAAAACCGUCAGAGAAACUUUCAGUUAUACGAUUAAAAGAACAAUUAAUUGAUACGAUGAAAAAUAAAUAUCAAAAUAUGUUUAUUGAAUUAGAAAUACCAGAUAGAUGUCUUAUAGCUGCAUCUAAAUUAUGGGAACAUUAUCCUCAUCCAAUGUUAUCUAAACCUAAUGAAAAUGAGAUAGAAAAGGGUAUAGAAAAAUUGAAAGAAACUUCACGAGCCAAUUUAGAAUCGUAUUAUGGUCUUUGUGAUGAUUUGUUAAAUGCUAUUCUUGAAACUAAUCUUCAUUGGAGACAUAGAUUAAUGUCUAUGGAAUUUAUACGAAUAUUUACUUACGAAAAAUAUCCAUUUUCGUUAAAAGCAGUGAGAUAUUUUCUAGAAGCAUUGAUUCACGAUUCUUUGGACGAAAGGAAGAUUGCUAUACGUGUUAUUGUUCAUAUACUCAGACAACAGAAAAGAAAACAUCCAAAAAUAAGUGUUCCUAUAACAGAUGUAUGUAAAAAAGAAUUGUUAUCUGAUGCUGUGAUACCAGGAGAAAGGGCAGACAAUACUUGGUUACAAUACGAUUACAAUAAUCGUCCAACCACGUCAAAACAAUGGGAUGAACAAAGAUAUAUUCAUCGUCCAAAUAUUGGUUAUUAUACGUGGCCAAAAAUAAUCGAAUUUUAUGCACCAUCAUGCGAACAACCAACGCUCGAUCCUAAAAUUCGUCAAUUUACUGAUGAAGAAAUGGAGGUCGAACGUUUCUUUGAUAAUCCUCAAAAUAUUGACAAAAUUAUCGAAUUUUAUAGUAUCGAAGAGAAAAUGGAUAAAGAUAGAUAUAAUUGUUACAAAUAUCUUUUAUUUAAAAGUAUAUUUCGUAAUCAUGGUAUUACUCCUUUGAAACAUUUCGUACCACAUUUACAUGAAUUGGUUAAGGAUAAACAAGAAAGUAAACAACGAUGUGCAACGGAAAUAAUUGCUGGUAUAAUUCAAGGAUCAAAACAUUGGCCUUUUGAAAUGGUUUGCGAUAUGUGGAAUGAAUUAUUACCGAUAAUAAGAUCGGCAUUGGAUAAUUUAACUGUUGAAACUAUUAUUGAUUGGACUACGAGUAUAUCGCUUUCUAUGCAUUGUAGAGAUCCAAAUAGACAACAUUGGUUGUUAGAAUGUUUGAUGGAAGAACCUACUUUAGGAGAAUUUGAAUCAUCGUUUAUAGAAUCUGGACGUUUGUGUGUACUACAAGGUGUUCUUAUUUUUCAACCAUGGCGUUUAACACAAUUGAUGCAACGUUUGUUAAUUCGUUUAGAGAAUAGAUUAUUGACUAAUCCAUUUAAAAAUUUGAGAGAUCGAAUAGGUGCAUUAUUAUUCGUCGUAUUUGAAGCUGAUCUUAGAUUUCCGAUAUCUUAUUCGAAUCGUGCUAUACCACAAGCGCAACAUUUCAUAGACAAAGUAAUUCCAAAAUUGCAAAUACUCGCAGAAAAUUCCGAACAAUUGUUUAACGAGAGUAAACAAUCAUUAACGACUGCUGCUGCUGUUAACAAUGAUCUCAAGUCCGAUGAUAAUUCUGUAAAUAAUAUUCAAUUGGAUAUUAACGAACGCGAGGCAACUAUUAGAUUGUUGAAAAUUAUUUGUAAAUGGGUAGCACAAUUCGUUUACAAAUCACCAAGCGGUACAUUGCCAGAAUUUUAUCAAUUGUUUCCGAUCAUUUGUCAAAUGGAAAAUUAUGAGACCGAUGACGAAUUGGUACAAAUCUGUACAAAUUCUUUAGCAUUUCUCGCACAAUCCAUCAUAUUACCAGACGACAUGCCAACAGUUUUAAAUGCAAUUGUCAAAAUGUCGACAAAUGUAUCAUGGUCCGCUAGAGAUACUUGCUUGGAAUUUUUACAAACUUCCAUUUUUUAUAACAUGAGUAUAGUACUGAUGAAAGAAGAAUGGGUUAAUUGUAUCAAAGAUGUUGUUUUACAUUUAUUAGAAGACAUUCGUUUGGAAGUUAGAGAAAAAGCUGGACAUGUUCUUGGUGGACUAUUACACUGUGGUUUUAUACCAGAUCAAAAUGCUUUAUUGGAACAAUUUAAACUUAAAGCCAAGACUAAAUUGCAUAAGAAAGGUCGUUCGAUGCACAAUCAAACAGAAGCUGAGAGAAAUGCUAAUGCUGAUGCAUUACGUUUACGACAUGCAGGUGUAUUGGGACUUUGUGCAUUUAUUCGUGCACACCCAUACGAUGUACCUAAUUAUUUACCAUUCAUUUUUGAACAUCUUGAUCCUCAUUUGAAUGAUCCUCAACCUGUACCGACAACCAUAAGAAAAGUACUAGGUGAUUUUAAUAGGACACAUUAUGAUGGAUGGAACGGUAUAAAUGGACACGCGCAGCAUUUUACAGAACGACAAUUAACCAUACUGCAAGAUUUAUUAGUACCACCGUCAUAUUACGCGUGACUGUUAAAUAAUAACUUAGUAAAUAUUUUCUCUUGAUAUUUACAUUAAAAAAAAAAAAAUUAAAAA
Polistes dominula (European paper wasp) is the source of this 5900-nucleotide messenger RNA. Its product is annotated as proteasome activator complex subunit 4B. The record is from RefSeq and is a predicted model, not a curated record. Gene Ontology annotation, biological process: proteasomal ubiquitin-independent protein catabolic process. Gene Ontology annotation, cellular component: nucleus; cytosol. Gene Ontology annotation, molecular function: peptidase activator activity; proteasome binding. NCBI's taxonomy places the organism in Eukaryota, Metazoa, Arthropoda, Insecta, Hymenoptera, Vespidae.